AUGGAGGAGGAGGCCCGGCAGUCGACGGAGGACGCCGAGGCCUGGGAGUUGUUCGCCCAGGCCCGCGAGGCGCGACGACAGGAGGAAGAAGCGGCGUGGUGGCAGGAGGCCAGGCGGCGCGCCGAGGAGGAGCGGCGCGAGGUGCAGAUGCGGGAGGAGGCCCGUGGCGCGGCGCCGAAGGCCGGGCGCCUCGCCCGGCAGGAGAGGGAGGCGCAGCUCCGUGCUGCCGCGGCGCCGCUUAUUCGAGCGGCCCCGGACCCCCAUUCCGCCUGGGAGGAGGCCCUGUCGUCUCCGUGCCCGGAGUCCCCGGCGCGGUAG
Molecule: messenger RNA, 318 nt
Organism: Lolium perenne
Lineage: Eukaryota; Viridiplantae; Streptophyta; Magnoliopsida; Poales; Poaceae
Source: RefSeq, a predicted model, not a curated record